AUAAACGUUGAGGAAUUCUCUGUAGUGUCCGAUAAUCAUAGUGGCCAUCGGAAAUGGCAGCAUACACAUUACCGGAGGGAUUCUCCGAUUUUGACAUGUUUGCAUUCGGUUCAGCUCUUCUUGUUGGGGGUCUUCUUGGAUUCUUCCUCAACGCCAUUUCGAUAUUGGCAUAUAUUAGUGUAAAGGAAAUGCGAACUCCCAGUAAUUUCCUUGUCUUUAACCUUGCUGUGGCUGACAUUAUGCUCAAUACAACUGGCCUGAUCGCUGCAUUCGCCAGCUUAUCUUAUAGACACUGGCCCUGGGGCCAAGACGGAUGUAGCAACCACGCCUUCAUGGGAAUGACAGCAGUCCUGGCCUCUGUCAGCUUCCUGGCUACCAUCGCCUGGGACAGAUAUCACCAAUAUGUCACCAAUCAGAAGCUGUUUUGGAGCACAGCCUGGACUUUUUCUAUCGUUAUCUGGGGGAUGGCCAUCUUCUGGGCGGCCGUCCCUCUGACUGGUUGGGGAGUUUAUGACUUUGAGCCCAUGAGGACCUGCUGCACUCUAGACUACACCAAAGGAGACAAGGACUACAUGACCUAUAUGGGGGCACUGACUGUCUUCUACCUUAUCUUCCCUGCUUAUGUCAUGAAGUCCAACUACGACGCCAUUCACGCAUACUUCAAGAAGAUCCACAAGCACAGGUGGAACACCAGUGUACCACUGAGAGUUCUGUUGUUCUGCUGGGGACCCUAUGAAAUCAUGUGUAUCUACGCCUGCUUCGCAAACGCCAAACUGGUCUCUCCAAAGCUGAGAAUGUUGCUUCCAGUUUUGGCGAAAAUGAACCCUAUUUUCAACGCGUGGCUCUAUUCCUUUGGGAACGAGUUCUACAGAGGAGGGGUGUGGCAGUUCCUGACUGGUCAGAAGUUUACAGAGCCCGUCGUUGUGAAGUUAAAAGGAAGAUAAAGGAAGUUCUCCUUAGUUACAGUCAUAGAAUUAGAAUGGUCAGAGUUUCUAUGCCUAUUCUACUCAUUCUAAUUCUAUGGUUACAGUACCGUACAGGCCAUAGAAUUAGGAUGUUCCAUGUUCCAUUCUACUCAUUCUAAUUCUAUGGUUACAGUACCGUACAGGCCAUAGAAUUAGGAUGUUCCAUGUUCCAUUCUACUCAUUCUAAUUCUAUGGUUACAGUACCGUACAGGCCAUAGAAUUAGGAUGUUCCAUGUUCCAUUCUACUCAUUCUAAUUCUAUGGUUACAGUACCGUACAGGCCAUAGAAUUAGGAUGUUCCAUGUUCCAUUCUACUCAUUCUAAUUCUAUGGUUACAGUACCGUACAGGCCAUAGAAUUAGGAUGUUCCAUGUUCCAUUCGACCAUUCUAAUUCUUUGCUACAGGCCAAAUUCAAACAACAACAUCAUCAUCAUCAUGCACUCUCAUUGCAGUAGGUUUCACAUUGGAAGAAUGCUAUCUGUACAAGGUUGUAAAGUAAAUCUUAAUGGUUUAUUUUGAUGGCUUGGGAUACCAUAUGCCAAUGUAGCUUGUCAAUAGCGAUAUGGUGACUGUCCAUUCAAAUAGACUUUGGGGAGAGGCACCUGUUCUUAGGUUGAAUGAUGUAUCAUGAUUUACUAGACAUGAUUGGCUAGACAUGAUUGACUAGACACUCAUUGACCUAUGUUUUAAUACAAAUACCACAGUGCUCUCAAUGCCAUGUUCACGUUGAGUGAUUUUAAGGUAGUAAAACCAGUGUGAUCAACUUAAAGUGGACGAGACUGAAUUUUAGUGAAGUCAUGUUCAUGUAAAACUGAUUUUAUAUCCAAUAGCUCUACUUCUAGAACUCUCCCUGAUGUAUUCCUCUAACACUGUAAUAAACGCAGCGAGGUAUGCUGUCAUGUGCUGCUCUUCAA
Molecule: messenger RNA, 1878 nt
Organism: Coregonus clupeaformis (lake whitefish)
Lineage: Eukaryota; Metazoa; Chordata; Actinopteri; Salmoniformes; Salmonidae
Product: RPE-retinal G protein-coupled receptor-like
Exons: 7
Coding region: 54-944 (296 amino acids)
Biological process (GO): G protein-coupled receptor signaling pathway; visual perception; phototransduction
Cellular component (GO): membrane
Molecular function (GO): G protein-coupled receptor activity
Source: RefSeq, a predicted model, not a curated record